Molecule: messenger RNA, 842 nt
Organism: Leguminivora glycinivorella
Lineage: Eukaryota; Metazoa; Arthropoda; Insecta; Lepidoptera; Tortricidae
Product: 3-oxoacyl-[acyl-carrier-protein] reductase FabG-like
Exons: 1
Coding region: 38-796 (252 amino acids)
Molecular function (GO): oxidoreductase activity
Source: RefSeq, a predicted model, not a curated record
CAUAGUUCCUGUCCUUCAGCCGUACAGCAAUAACGCAAUGAGUUUUACCGAUAAAGUGGCAAUAGUGACUGGUGCGAGUUCAGGAAUAGGAGCUGCAACGGCCGUAGCUCUGGCCAAAGAUGGUGCCAAGGUGGUCCUGGUAGCUAGGAACGAGGCCAAGCUGAGUCAAGUCGCCCAGCAAUGCGAACAACACGACGCCAAGUAUCUCAUCAUCAAGGCGGAUGUCUCCAAAGACGAAGAAGUCAAAACGAUUGUGGAAAAAACUAUCAAUAAGUUUGGACAGAUAGACGUGCUUGUCAAUAAUGCUGGAUUUGGCAAAAACGCGUCGAUUUUAGCCGAAAAUAUUAUGGAGAAUUUCGACCACAUUAUGAACACAAAUCUACGUGCAGUCGUGUACUUGACGCAUUUAGCUGCGCCUCAUUUAAUUAAGACUAAGGGCAACAUCGUUAAUAUAUCGAGUGUUAUCUCUCUACGCAUUCCUUCGGGAGAUUGUCUGUCUUAUGCAGUAUCAAAAGCUGGGUUGGAUCACUUUACACGCUGCGUUGCUUUGGACUUAUCCCCACACGGGGUAAGAGUAAACUGUGUCAACCCGGGGCCCGUCAAGACCGAUGUACUAGCGAAUGCGGGGGUACAGAACCCAGACAUGCUAUUUGAGUAUUGGAAAUCCAAAACGCUUCUCAAGAGGAUGGGCGAGCCGGAAGAGAUUGCAGACUUGAUACUGUUUCUCGCAAGUGAUAAGGCAAGGAGCAUAACAGGAUCCACAUUUGUGUCGGACAAUGGAGCACGCUUGGCCUGAAAUGAUUGUAUGACUGUUGAUAAUAAAUAUGUAAAAUAAUGUGCAA